AUGUACCUGCUGGACGACCCGUUGGCGGCCGUGGAUGCGCACGUCGGGUCGGACAUCUUCAAGCAGUGCAUCAAGACGGCGCUCAAGGGCAAGUUGGUCGUGUUGGUCACGAACGGGUUGACCUUUUUGAAAGAUUGCGACUCGGUCGUCGUGCUGGAGCAAGGACGCGUCGUGGAGCAAGGCACGUACCAGAGUUUGAUGGACUCGGCCGGUGGCGUGUUGGCCAAGAUGAUGGAAGGCAACUUGCACCAUGCACCACGUGACAACGUGUUGCAUCACUUUGAUGACAAGUCGGAAUUCCAUCGCCCAACCGAACAAGUUGUUGAAGAAAAAGGAAUCGACAGUGACAAGGGUGCCUUGAUCACGGACGAAGACCGUAGCACGGGGGAUGUCCCGUGGUCCAUAUACAGAGUGUGGAUCGACGCGUGUGGUGGCGUUGGUAUUGGCUGUGUGGUGGCUUUGCUGUACUUGGUGACGAGCUGCGUAAACUUGUCGGCGUCGUUCUGGCUGUCGUACUGGAGCGAGAACGCCGGCAAUUCGACCCACAGCCAAUUCUACUACUUCAACGUGUUCAUGGGGCUGAGUGCGGCCAGCAUUGGGAUGCUGUUUGUGCAGACGCUGGCGCUGUUUCUCGCGGGCCUGCGUGGGUCAGCCCACCUCUUCAGCGCGUUGCUCACCCGCGUGCUUCGUGCACCGAUGUCGUACUUCGACACGACGCCGCUCGGUCGCAUCAUGAACCGCAUGAGCAAGGACGUGUACGCUCUGGACGAAACGCUUCCGUCCAACUGGGGCAUGCUCCUCGGCGCCACGUUCUCGUUCAUCACGACCAUUGGCACCGUUGUCUACGCGACGCCGUGGUUCACGGUGCUCUUGCCGCCACUGGCAGCGUUCUACUACGUGAGCCAGCGAUACUACAUCAGCACGUCCCGUGAGUUGAAGCGGCUAGAUAGCAUCAGUCGGUCUCCAGUUGUCGCCUUGCUGACAGAAACCCUGGAUGGCAUCCCAACUAUUCGCGCCUUUGGCGUCGAACGGCAAUUUGUUGCACGGAACCAAGCCCUGCUGGACCGCAACCAACGCGCGUACGUCUUGAACAUAAGCGCGAAUUGCUGGUUGUCCUUGCGGCUAGAAAUCGUCGGGACAGUGGUCACGGCUGGCGCUGCCUUCUUCGCGGUCCUUGCCCAUGGAAAUCAUGCAGGUGUGGCGUUUGCUGGGCUGGCUGGUGUCGCGCUCUCGUGCACUCUGAACGUGACGCAAUACCUCAACUGGACCGUACAGAUCGUCAGCAUGCUCCAAACGCAGAUGAUCAGUGUCGAGCGAAUUCACGCGUAUUCCACGAUGGAAGUGGAGGCCGAUGGCCAUCCCAAGGCAAAGUGA
Messenger RNA from Aphanomyces invadans, 1374 nucleotides. RefSeq lists its product as hypothetical. The transcript is spliced from 2 exons. Gene Ontology annotation, cellular component: membrane. Gene Ontology annotation, biological process: transmembrane transport. Lineage: Eukaryota; Oomycota; Saprolegniomycetes; Saprolegniales; Verrucalvaceae. The record is from RefSeq and is a predicted model, not a curated record. Gene Ontology annotation, molecular function: ABC-type transporter activity; ATP binding. Bases 1 to 1374 code for a protein of 457 amino acids.